Angiostrongylus costaricensis is the source of this 1206-nucleotide messenger RNA. Lineage: Eukaryota; Metazoa; Nematoda; Chromadorea; Rhabditida; Metastrongylidae. The record is from the annotation of a GenBank genome assembly.
AUGUACAGUGCAAAAGUGGCCAAAUCAGAUGAUGUUUUGAAGAAAAAGGCUCUUAGUGCGGUGUACGGUUGUGGACUGUCUGCCUCUGGAGCGUUGGCUAUCCCACAGUUGGUGGUGAAUGAUAAAGUCGUCACUGCAAGGGAAGCCUAUAAACCACGGCGGAUAAGCCAUCUGAACGCCCGUGGAAUCAAACACAUAGCGGCAGGAUUUGGAUUUUCACUGUUUGCCUCCAAAGACAAGUUGUUUGGUUCUGGACUUAAUAACAGGUUUCAGAUUACAAGUCACGUUCAAGAAAGUGCAAGUAAGCUCCAGGAUUACUAUAUUAGUGCGAAACGUAUACAGCUUCCCACUCAGGCCACUAUUUUGUCGGUAUCUUCUGGUCGGGCGCAUUCUUUAGUUGCCACUACUUCCGGUGUUUUUGCGUUCGGCGAUAACAUAUACGGGCAAUGCGGGCAAAAUCCAGAAAAGUAUCGAGAAGUUCAUGGGCUUGGAGACCUGAAGCUGCCUUUGGUUGAAAUUACGAGCGAUUCUCCCGCAGUGGCCGUCCAUUGUUCUCUGGACUCUUCUUUUGUCCUUACGCAGCAAGGCGAAGUGUUCUCCUUCGGUUUAAAUGAGGAUGGGCAAUGUGCAAAUGGUUCAUACGACUUUCAGUGGAAGCCGACUAAAAUUACGGGAGACGUUGCGAAUGAGAAAGUUGUUUCCAUCUCAGGAAGUUCAGAUACCAUAUUGGCUCGCUCAGAAAAAGGCGAGAUCUUCAUCUGGGGGCAGUGUGAAUAUGGGCAGGCCGGGUUAGGUAUUCACGAUGUUCAGCUGAAUUGUUCUCGACACAUUCCAUUUCCUGCUGGAAAAAUUUUAUCCGCUGCAUCAACAGACACUUCGUGCUUGGUUAGCACGGAAUGCGGAGAAGCCUAUGUGUGGGGAGUUGGUUUACUUGGCCUUGGCCCAACUAUGCAAAAACUUGAUCGACCGGUGCUGAUGGAUCCUCCACUUUUCGGGAAUGAGAAGGUAAUGAAGGUUUAUGCUGGUAAUACGUCUUUCGCUGCUCUCAAUUCGAGGGGACGGUUGUUCAUUUGGGGGCAAAAUAGGUACGGGUUGCUUGGAUUGGAGCAUGGGAAGGAUCAAUACUUUCCGUUCGAGAUCUUCUUUCCGAAUGAUGUGAAACACGCUUCUCUUGGUCCUGAUCACUCGCUAUUUUUAAUGAAGUAG